Diutina rugosa is the source of this 1743-nucleotide messenger RNA. Its product is annotated as dolichol kinase. The transcript has a single exon. Bases 1 to 1743 code for a protein of 580 amino acids. Gene Ontology annotation, molecular function: dolichol kinase activity. The record is from RefSeq and is a predicted model, not a curated record. NCBI's taxonomy places the organism in Eukaryota, Fungi, Ascomycota, Pichiomycetes, Serinales, Debaryomycetaceae. Gene Ontology annotation, cellular component: endoplasmic reticulum membrane. Gene Ontology annotation, biological process: dolichyl monophosphate biosynthetic process.
AUGGGUAAGCGCAGCUCUAAAAGCAAGAUUUCGACAUCAAAGUCAAGAGCAUCCAUUUUUGAUAACCCCGAAGAACUCGAAAGAAUUCAAGAACGAGAGAAGGAGCUUCGACUCAAGAAGCGAAAAGAAAAAGAUGUUGAUCAGACUCAAACUUCCAUUGAUGGCGAUGACGAUAAUAUCAUGGAGUCCGCAUUUCCAUUCAAUUACAUCUACCUCACACUAGAUGUCAUUCAGCAAAAUAUGAAUUUGCUCCGGUUCAUCCAACUUAUGUGUAUUGGGUACAUUGCUGAAUUGAUGUACUUCAACCACAAGAAAUUAACCCAAAUUGAUGAGGAGUCCUGGAUGAUGAUAGGAUUCAAUAUUUUGGGAGUCGUUGUCAGUAUCGCUUUGGCAUUCUACAAGGGUGACAAGACAGUCAAAUCGCUUCCUGAGUUCAAUCAGAUUUACCUGAUUUUUAUCCCAACGUUGUUUUCGAUUUUGCACUUUGAGCAUGAUUGGGCUGUUAAGGUUUUGAGUCUCAAUCAUCUAGCAUCCGAUAAGCUACACCCGUUUUUUUCUGGUUUGUCAGCAUUAGUCUUCCAUCAAUCCUUCUCAAAAAGUGAUGAAGAUGUCUUAAAGUUCAUUCAAUUUAUCACCUUUUUUUAUUUUUGCAAUUGGGCAUUCCGCAAUGCAGGACUGACCUCCUUACUGACUGCUGAAACGCAUUUGAUAUCAGUUAUGUUGACUAUCUUGACAUUUCACCGAAAGUUGGUUCAUCAAUACUUGCCUUUGAACAUCUUUCGUGUGUUGGUGGCUAGUUUUUUCAUUUCAACUCUUAUAGUUUCUCAGAUUUACACAUGGGUGCCACAUGUCGUAUCAAUUCUCACUUGGAGUUUAACUUUCUAUGGCACAGUGAUUUAUCAACUUGAUUGGAUUUUGGGCGAAAAUGCCAUUAAGUGGUUAUAUGGUUUCAUUUUCGAAGAGGAGAAGAACCUCCAAAUCUUUGGUUUUUGGUCAGGGUUUUUGGCCAUUGUUGUACCAACGGUAUUUUUUAUACAGUCUUACUUGACUGUCAAUGCCCGACGCAAGGUGUGGCAUAUUUGCCUUGUUGUUAUAUUGAUGGGGUCACCACUGAUACUAACGACCAAUGUCGAAUUCACGCUUGUCGCUUUGUUGGGCACAAUAUUCAUCUUUGCAUUGACUGAAUUGAUUAGAUCUCAAAACGUGUCACCAUUGGGUCCAUGGCUCCGGAAAGUAUUGGCACCAUUCCAAGAUGAGAAAGACCAAGGCGAUUUGAGCCUCUCUUACGUCUAUCUCAUUGUUGGUGCUACUAUACCCAUCGUUUAUGACUACAUGCAAUAUGGAGAAGAUGCCUCCAUCGUAAGAUACCUCGGAGUUAUUGCUUUGGGGUUGGGUGAUUCAAUGGCACUGAUUGUAGGACGAAGAUUUGGUACCUGGAAAUGGAAGGGGUCGAACAAGUCAGUACAAGGAACCGUUGCGUUUGUUCUGACGGUGUUAUUGACAUGUAUUGGGCUCAAUUAUUACAUGCAGCAAUUCCACGAGGUGAGAUAUGUCAAGGUAUCUAAUUGGGAGAAUGUUUUGGUGGCUGCUAUAAUCGCAGGUGUUAUAGAGGGUGUGUGUGAUAUCAACGACAACUUUUUGAUCCCGUUGAUACUUCCGGGCAUAGUUUCUUUGUUGAAUAUGACUUACACUGAGGCCUCAUUCAAUUUGGAAGCUACAAUGAAAAAACUUUGUGGUUUAUAA